Plasmodium berghei ANKA is the source of this 24729-nucleotide messenger RNA. Its product is annotated as conserved Plasmodium protein, unknown function. Bases 1 to 24729 code for a protein of 8242 amino acids. The record is from RefSeq and is a predicted model, not a curated record. The transcript has a single exon. NCBI's taxonomy places the organism in Eukaryota, Apicomplexa, Aconoidasida, Haemosporida, Plasmodiidae.
AUGAUGGAGAAAGAAAUUGAAGAUAAAUUAAAAGGACGGAAUUUUCUAUAUAGGAAUAUAAAAUUAGGGGAAGAUAAGAGUGAAAUAAAGAAAAUAGAAAAAAUAAAAAUGGAUUUACUAAAUAUGAGUGAUCAGGAAGUGGAGUACUUUUUAAUUGAUAUAUAUCCAUUAAUGAAAAAAUAUAUACUAAAUCCUAUGACAUUAGAUUAUUAUAGUAACACACAUGUAUUUCGUAAAAAUAUAUUAACAGUUUUUUAUUCAUUAAUAUAUAAAUUAAAUAAAAUAAAAUAUAUCAUUGAAAUUUUUGAUAUGUGCUUAAAUUCGUUUAGAAAUGAGAGCGAAGAGUGUGGUAUUAUUUGUAUAAAAAUCAUGACGGAAAUAUGCGUAUUGCAUAAAAAUGAUUUAAUAUCAUUUGAUAUUUAUAAAUAUAUAAAUAUUGUGUCUAAUAAUAUUUUUAAAAAAUUUUAUAAUAAAAUAAUUAAUAAAGUAAAAAGGGGAAAGCUUUUAAAAUCAGAAAUUAAUAUAUACAAAAAAACCAAAUGUCUUCCCCUAAAUAAUAAAAACUACAUACAAAGUACUAAAGACUCAUUAAAAUUUGUUAGAGAAUUAGUUUUGUCAAAUUAUAUUAUAAUAAAGUUAUAUCCGAAGUUAUUAAAUAAUAACGAAAAUUACAUAAAAGCAUUAUGUAAAAUACUUUCAGUUAUUAACAUUUUUGAUUUUAAAUGCUAUAAUAAUUUUUUUAUAGAAGACAUUAAAUAUUCAAAAAAAACGAUUUUAAAAACUGUUUAUUAUUAUCAUUUUUCAAAUUCCAGUCCAUCAUUAUAUGGAAAAUUGGGCAUUGAAAAAGACAAUCAUGAAAAAUUAAAAUUUUGUCAAAAUAAUAACAUAGAAGAACUUUAUAAGAUUUAUUCUGUAAAAAGUAAUAUAUUUAAUGCAAAUUUCAAUAAUAAACAUAACAUAAAUUAUAGGGGCAUUUCAUCAAAUUGUAUCAUCGGUAAUGAACAUAAUAAUGUGAGAAUAUCACAUAAUGAAGAUAUAUUAAUGAAUAAUUUAAAAACUAUGAAAAAGGAAUUUUAUAAAAAUGUGAAAUACAGCAAUUAUUAUAUUGAUAUGUGUAAGGUUAAUGAUCUAUUGAAUUUAAAAAAUAGUGUUAUUCAUAUUUUAUGUAAUUUAUUAAAGUUAGAUUGUAAUAAUAUGUAUUUUGAAUAUAAAGAAUUUUUGGUUCAAAAAAUUAUACAAUCUUUAAAAUAUGAUACACAUUAUACUAUUGAAAGAAAGAAAGUUUUUAUUGAAAAUAUUACAUUGCUUUUACAUAAAAAUUUUGAUGAAACAUUGAAAUAUUACAUAGAUUUUUUGAUUGAUCCCAAAACAUACAUGACAUACUUAACAAAUAAUGAUAGACAUUUAUCAGUAUUUGUAUUUAUGAGGAUUCAUGAUAUAUUUUUAUAUUUUAAAAAUAAAAAUGUUUGGAAUUAUAGUAUAAUAAAAAGCUGUAUAUCUAAUUAUUCCGUUUUUAUAAUGAAUAGUAAUAAUAUUAUUUUCAUUCAGACUAUUUGCUUAAUAUUGUUACAUCACAUAGCUGAAAUAGUGCUUAAAAUUAAGAAAAGAAAUUAUAGGUAUUUUUCCUUCUAUUAUGACAUCUUAAAUAUAUUGUUACAUAAAAGUAAUUCACUAAAAUAUGAAUUAUAUAAUUUAUACAAGAAAUUUUUUAAUGUUGCUUAUAACGAUGUCUUAUUUUUUAAAAAUAAAAGGAAAAAAUGGAAAACACUACGUCAUCAAAAUGCAAUUGUACAUGAUUCAGAUAAUGUGAGUGUGCCUCUACAAAGAGUUUUUAUAAGAAAGAUGAAUAAUAAAAAGGCACUUAAUAUUAAUAAUAUAAAUAUUACAGAUUUUAUGAAUAAUUAUUGUAAUCGGAAAAAUGGGAAAAAAAGAAAAAUAAGGAAUUUAUUAUAUGAUGAAGAUUAUUGUAAAAUUGAGGGGUAUGAAGAGAGUGUUAUGGAAAUAAUAAUAGAUUAUAAAUAUUUAUUAUACUCAAUUUAUUCAUGUAUAAGAAGUGAUAUAUAUUACAUUUAUUUGUAUUUUAAUAAAGAUAUAAUAAAGGUGAACCAAAUAAUAGAAAAUAAUUAUUGUGGCAAAUUUUCAUCAUUGUGCAAUAAUACUACUUUAAGUAAAAACAAAAUAUUUGAAUCAUUGAAUAACAAGUUUGAAGAUUCCUUAACAAAAAAUAAUGUAAAUGUAAAAAUAGGCAUAGAUUGUAAUAAUUUGAAUAAUGAUAAUAAAGACAGUCAUAAUAUCAAUUUAAAAAAUAAUUUAAUUAGUGGCAAUCGAGUCGAUGAAAGUAAUAAUGUGCAUAAUAAUAUAAACAAUUGGUAUCAUUGCAUAAAUUUAAACCCUUUUGCUAAUAGUGACAAUUUUGUUUUAAAUAAUUAUAAGAAUGUUGGUAAAGACAAUGAAAUGGUUCGUAAUUUGUGUUUAACGAAUCAAGAAUGUUAUAACUCACAAAACAAUUGUUUAGGCAUCCAUGAAAUUGAAAAUUGUUUAUAUAGUUACAUAUAUGAUUAUAAUAGUAAAAAUAAUAAAAAGUUGGACAGUUUAAUAUAUAACGGAAAAAAUAAUAAAAUGGAUAAUUCAAAGUGUUUAUAUGAUUCCAAAAUAAUUAAUACUGUGAACGAUGUGAUAGUCGAUGACAUAUACAUUCGAAAAAAUAAUCAAAAGCCUAAUAGUGAUACGGGGCAUAAAGAAAAUAAUUGUGAUAAUUUCAAUAGCAAAAGUUUGAAUACAAAUUGUAAGAAAAAUGUUCAUCAAAAACAUUUAAAUAAUAAUAGUAUUUUUGAAGACAUGUAUGAUAUAAACGAUAUUAAUUUUUUGUACGAGGAUUAUAUGCAAAUGUCCUCAUACGAAUUGAAUGACAUAUGGUUAAAAAUAUUGUAUAAAUUAUUUUAUCGUAUGCUGAUAUGCUCUAUUUUAUUUAAUUCAUGCUUUUCCUAUACAGUUAUAGAUCGGUUAAAUAUACGAAAUAAAAUAGCUAAGAAAUAUCUUAGAAUAAAAAUUUUAAAAAGUAAUAUUUAUGAUAAUGGUUAUAAUAAUGUUGCUUAUGAUGAAAAUUGGAACCUCAAAAAUAUUGGAAUUAGUAUUAAUAAUUUGUUAAAGGAAGACAAGAAAAAAAUCGUCAAUUAUAUUAAUUAUAUAAAAGGCGAAGAAAGGAAAUUAAUUUAUAUGUCAGCAAACAUUAUAAUAUGUUUAAAUAAUAAUAAUUUUCAUGAUUUUAUGAAUUAUUCUAUUGACGUAUUAUUUAAAUUGACAUUUCAAUAUCCUCAGAUAUUUUUCAUUUUUCAAAUUUUGGGGACAUUAAGAAAUACCAGUAUGUUAACUUGUAAAGUUUCUUUAAAUUACACAAUUUUGAAAUUAAAGAAAAUUUUAAAGCAUAAAAAUAAUUUAAAACCGUUACUAUACUUUAGUAAAAAUGCUCGAAAUAAACAAUUUUGUAAUUUGUCGCGGCAUAAAUUAUUUUAUAAAUUAUAUUCACGCUUCGAUUGUCUAAUAAAUCGGUGCCAUUUAAUUAAUUCCAAUUUAAUUUGUGCUUAUUGCGGUAAGAAAAGCGGGCGUAUUAAUAAAAAACUGAUUAAUAAUAAAUUUUGUGAAGGGUAUAAAAAAAUAAAAAUGUCUAAUAAAAGUUGUAAAUAUGGUAAAAAGGAAACAGAUUCAAUUGAAAAAGAUUGCGCAUAUUGUACGAGCGAUGAAUUUGUUAAUAAAAAAAAUAAUGUAUUUAUUAAUACCAACAUUAUUAAUCGAUAUCCUACAUGUUAUAAUAAUAUUAAUAAACUAAACGUUAAAAAAAAACGAAGAGCUGAAAUAUAUAACUCAGAUAUGGGCAUGUCUAUUGAUUGCUUUGAUUUACAAUUUUUAGACGAUUCUAAAAAUAAAGUAGAACUUAUGAAUAAUUAUUUAUGGAAUAAUUUGAAUUCAUUUAAAGAGUUAAUAUAUCACGAUGGAAAUAUGUUUUUAUGUAAAGAGAAUAAUAGUAUCAAUAAAUUAAAAUUAAUUAAUUCAUGCAACAUAAAAAAGAAAAACAGAAAAAAGGGAUACUUUUUUCAUAAUAUAAAUAAAUGUGAUGUAAUUUACUCGGAAAAGUUUAUAUUAAAGGAUAUUAAUAAGCAUUUUCAAUUACAAAAAGAAAAAAGAGAAUUGAAUACUAAAAAAAAAUUAAUAGAAUUUGGUGAUUAUAGGAAAAGUGGUUUUUUAUCUGAUGGAAAUGAAAAUAUGAUAUAUUCAAGAAACAGAAAUGAGCGCCUAGAGUCUAAUAUAAAAAAUAAUUGUGUUUUAUUAAAUGAUUAUAAUUAUAAAAGUGAAAAGAAUGAUGAAGAUACUAUAGAAAAUCAAUUUAUGAUUAUAACUAAAAGAAAGAACAAGGUUCGUGAUUAUAUAAAGUCGAAUAAUUGCAUAAUGGGAUAUAAUUCAAUUUCUAUGAACGAUACGUUUAAUAAAUAUUUAACUACCAAUGAAUUAAUUAUAAAGAUAUUAUACUUUAUUUUAAAUGUUAUUAAAUAUUAUCCGAAUUAUUACUUUUUUUUUUUACACGAAUUAAAGGAAAUUUCUGAAAUAUGUUAUGAUAUAAUUUCUAAAGACAAUAAAUGUGUUGAAAUUAUUAAUUUAUUAAAAUAUAUUCUUGAAACUGUUUGUUACAUAAACUAUACUAAUUCUAUGAAAAAUAAAAAUGAAUCUACAUCGUCAAUCGAUUCUUUGAAAACAAUUUUUUCUAAUAAUUAUAACAUAAAUUAUAUGGAUGGUAUUAAAUGCGCUAAAUAUGAUCACACUUAUGAGAAAGACAACCAAAAUUGUAAGAAUUUGGAAAGUAGUCUUUUUAUAAAUAAUAUUAUUAAAAGUGUAAAAGAAGAGAAAUGCAAUGAUAAUAACAUAAAAAUAUAUUCUUUAAAUAACCAGGGUAAUCACAAAUUAAAUAUAUAUUCUGGUAAUAAAGAAAGUAUUACCAACCAUAUUAAUGAUAAAAACAAUGAUAAAAUUUUCAAUACAAAUUAUAACAUGUAUAUUUGCAAAAUGGAGAAUAAAGAUAACAUUCAUUGUGAUGUAAAAAAUAAUGAACAUUCAAAUUAUAAAAUAAAAAAAAUUGAUAUAAUUUAUAGUUUUAUUCAAUGGUUUGAAAAAUCAUAUGCUUAUUUACCCAAGUUGUAUAGAAUACUAUUAUGUGAAACAUGUUUGAAUUUACCAAUUUGCAGCUUUUUGAAUGGAUAUUUUGAUUUUUACUUAAAAUGUUUAUUAGUUUGCUUAAAUUCGAAAAGUAUGAUAAUUAUCAAAACGGCAUUAAAAUCGAUAGAAGAAAUUUUAUUUAAUGUUGAUAAUGUUAAAAUAAAGAAUAAUUUGUAUUCUUCUGUUUGCUACAAAAAUAAAAAUGGAACAAAAUUUUACAUUUUUACAUGCUUAAUGAAAUUACUAAGAAAAAAGGGUAAUUUCGAUUUUAGCUUUAAUAAUAUAUAUGAGCAGAAAUAUUAUUUUAAUGAUAUUUUUAGAAACUCAUACAAUAGUAAUAUAUAUUUAGAAGUGGAUUCUGUGUAUAGAAAAAAUAUGUCAUCAGAAGGAGAAAUAAAUAAAUAUUUACAUAAACUAUAUAUGGAAAAUAUAUAUAAAAUUAUAAAAAUAUAUUUUAAUUUUAUUGAUAAUAAUGAAUUAAUUAAAAAUUUUUAUUCAGAUAUGAAUAGAAAGGUGUAUAAAAAAUUUCAUUUUAGAGUCGGCUUUUUCCUAAAAUGGAAAAUAAAAAAUGAAAACCCCAAAAUAAAACAUAUAAAAAAUAGAAUAAAAAUAUGUAAUGAGAAUAAGCUUGAAGUAAAUGCUAAAAAUUGUGUUAAUAAUAAUAGCUAUGACGAAAAUAAUUUAAAUAUCAAAAGAAAGGUUAAUACAUUCCUCGAGGGUAGUGCAGAAAAUAUGUCUAUUGGGUUAGACAAAAUGGAUGAAUCAAAAAAAAUAAGCAAAACGAAUGAAGAAAUAAAUAUUUAUGAAAAAAACAAUAAACGAAAAAAAAUUAGCCAUAGUAAUGGCAAAAUUGGAGGAUUUCUGAAUAAAGAAGGUAAAAAUAGCAUAAGUGUUUUUGAAGUAAAUGGCGGCAAUGCAGAUAGAAAUGCCAAAUGUAUAGGUAAAUGUGAAAAAGGAAAUAAAGACAAUUUAUCAAAGAAUAAUGUCAGCAGUAAUAUAGGUUAUGUAAAAAUAAGUGAUAAUGCUUGUGAAAAUAAUUCGAAUAUGAAUUUAUUUCCCUUAGAUAGUAUAUUUAUGAAUAAUAAUUAUGAUAACAUUAUGGAACACAUUGAUUUAGAAAAAACAAUUGAUUAUUGUUAUAAAGUAUUAAAGCGUAGCAUGAAAAACAAUGGUUUGAAAUAUUUAUAUUAUUAUAAAAAUUGUCAGUUUCAUAUUCCUAAGCAAAAAAUAGUUUUCAAAAAAAAAAACGAAAAUGUAUUAAAAAAAAAUAUAACAAACAAUAAGAAAAAGAAUAAAGAAAAAUUCAUAAUCUUUAAUUUUGAUGAAUUUAGAAAUAGAUUUAAAAGAAAGUUUAAUUAUGAGAAUAUUAAUACAAUAGAAAAUAAUUGUAAGAAGAAAAAAACAAGUGAUGAAAUGAGUAAUUUGCUUGUAUCUGGAAAAGAAAAUAAUCAUAAACAUGUUGUCUGUUCAAAUUUUUGGCGACCAAAACAGCGUGAUAACAAUCCUAAUUUCAAUAUGGAUAAAAUUGGGAUAAAAAGAGAUGAAACAAUAGAAAGAAAAGAUAUUUCAAUUGGAAAUAAUUUAUAUGCAUUAACAAAUAAUAAUGUGGUUGGUGAUAAAUUAAAAAAUGAAAAAAGCGGUUUGAAUUUUCCAAAAAAUGCAAGGGCAAACUUUAUUCGUAAUGACAUAAAUUACUUCGAAAAAUCUGAUGUUUGUUAUAAUUGCAUUCAAAGAGAUCAGCGAAUUAAUUGUUAUAGAAUAAUCAUUACUGUUUUUAUUUUCCUUUUUAAUCAUUCUAUAUGUAUAUCUGAUUUUUAUGAGUAUAUGCUUAAGGUGGGGGCAAUUAAUAACGAUUUUAUGAAUCCUUCAAAGGAGAAAAAGCGUGAUACUAAGUUCGAUACCAACAACAAUGAGGAAAGUGUACCCCUCAAUAACGGUUAUAAUUCUAAAAAUGAUGUGAAUAAAAAUAAUCAAAAUAAUUGCAGAAAAAAUACGAGUAACAAUAGUAAUAAAAAGAAAAAAGCGAUUAACUCUAAAAAUACUGAAGUAUGGAAAGAAGAAAAAAACAGAAUAAAGAAUAAGGAAGAGAACGUUGAUAAAAAUACAGAAGACAAUAAAUUUAAAAAAAAUGCAUAUAUAUCUAGUACAAAGAAAAGGAGAAAAUACUCUUUUGAAUAUUGUACAUGCAAAAAAUAUUUAUAUAAAUGCACAUUUAUAUAUAAGGAUCCUAACAAUAAUUUCAUUAGGAAGAUAAUGUAUUGCUUUUUAGUAAUGUUAGUCGAAAUAAACAUGAAGAGAAACAAAACACAAGGAGAUAAAUUAAAAAAAUGUGAUUCCCAAAGUGCUCAUAGAAAUGAAGAUAUGUCAUUUAUGAAGGUAUGCAUAAGAAACGAAAAAGGGAAAAAAAAGAAAAUAUAUAAAAGGAAUUGUUAUGACGAAAUACGAAAUGAUAAAUUAAGAGAGUUAGUAAAACAUAUUAUUAGAAGGAUGUCUUUAAUAUUAUCAAGUAGAUUCGUUUUAACAAAAAAAAAUAAUAUGGUCUAUAUUAUGGCGCAUAAUAAUGAAUUAGAUAUAUCAUCAUUUAUUUUUACCUUUUGUAAUUUAAUUGAUUAUUGCCCCCGUUUUGUGGAAACAGCAGUACAAGGUCUUUAUUUUAUAGAAAAGGUUUUAAAAAGUUUAUUAAAUGUGCAACCUGUAAAAAUGAAGAAAUUCAUGAAAUAUAAUUUUUUUUCAAAUUUAUGUACAUGCAUAUGUAAUAUUUGUUAUAAUUCAAAAAUAAAAAAAAAAAUAUUUGGGUUAUUAUUAUUACUAAAAGCCAUAAGAAUUUUACACCCAUAUUGGAUUAAAUAUAAUAUAUAUAAUAUUAUACACACUUUACUAAUAUGCUAUGAAAAAUAUAAUUUAAAGUAUCUAAAAAUUAUACAUAUUUUAAUUGAGGAAUGCUUAACAAUGACAUUUGCGUCGUUAUAUAUCGGAUAUGUUGGUGAAAUAAAUGCAUAUAUAUUGAAUAGUUUUUCAUCCUCUGAAAGUAUAUAUGUAGAUGACAUAAACAAUUUAUAUGCAUAUCUAAAUAUGAAAGAAGACAAUAGUUCAAAAAAAUUAAUAUAUUUUAAGGGCUAUACAAUUGAAAAGAUUAAAAAGGACGCAGAAAUUGUUAAAAAUUUUUUUUCAAUGAAUGAAAAAGAAGUAUACAACAAAAAUUGUGUAAUUAAUUGUGAGGGCAUAAAAGACAAACGUGUUUUAAAAAAAAAUGAAUGUUUUUGGUAUAAUUAUGAUGAAAUAUAUACAUGGGAAAUUUUAACAUCAAAAGUAAUAAAUAAAAGAAAUAAAAAAGAUGUUUCAAAAAUGAUGAAGAUAUUAUUUAAUGUAUUAAAAAUGUUUAUGGAUAAUUUGAAUAAAGACGAGUACGACAGAGACUUAAUUAAAAAGGCGUUUAUUAUUGUGUCUAAAGUAUUAAAAACAAGCAUUCGAAAUUUAUUAACAUAUAAAUGUUCGAUUAAAAAUAAUAAAGAUGUAUGUUUAUAUGAUAUAUUUAUGAAGGAUUUUUCUAUUUCAAAUUUUCUAACUUCGUCUUUAAAACGAAAAAUUUGCUAUCUCGAUUUGUAUUGCUUUUUAUUAUCACAAAAACCGUAUAUAAAGUUUGAUUUCGUUAUAAUAGAAAAAUUAAUAGAAAAUAUUAUAAAAAUUAUAGAUUAUUUAAAAAAAAUAGAUGGGAAAAAUAAAUAUUUUACGUAUAUUAUUAAUGGAAAUGUAAUGCAUGUUUCUUCAAAUGAUGAUAUAGAUCUAGACAUACUUGAGAAAGACAUGUUCAAUAUUACGCAUAUGGAGCAAAUAAAUGGCAGUAAUUUAAAAAAUAAUAAUAGUAUUCUCUUUGAUCAUGGCGAUAUAAAUAGUUCCAAUAUAAAAGAUAAAACAGUAAAUCAGUCGCAUGGAAAUAAUACUAAUCUUAAUGAAAAAGAAGAAAAUAUCGAUAUGAAAAAAGUUAUAGAAUUACAAAAUUUGUAUAAAAAAAUUAAGGAAAAUCGUGGCAUUUACAUGAAUAGCAGUGAUAUUAUUAAAAGUCAUUUUUGCUCAUUGAUAGAAUAUGAUGAUGUAAUGAAAAAAUUCCAUAAUAUGGUAUCUAAUAAAACAAUAGAUACUAAAAAUGAUAAAAUGUUAAAAACUUUGAAUGAAUAUAUUAAUAAUGUGAAAGAAAAUAUACUCAAUACGAGCUCUAUUGUAGAUAGUGACAAUAUAGAAAUAAAGCAUGAGGGAUUUAAUUCAUUUUCGUCCUUGUGUUACAAAAAUAAUGUGCGUAUUAUUAAAGGGUAUAAUAAUUUUAGCAAUGAUAAUUUGAAAGGCACACAUAUAAAUCUAGAUAAUGAGGUGAACAAACAUUUAUUAAAUAUUAUGAAUAGUAAUAAGGAUAGUUCUUAUGAAAAAAGUGAAUGCCCAAAACAAUAUCUCAAUCAAGAAAUUGAAACAAAAUGUAUAAAGACAAGUGGUCAAGAUAACAAAAUUGAGAUGAGGGGAGAAAAUGAAAUGAAUCUAAAAAAUUUGACUAUUGAAAUAAAUGGAAAUCAUACAAAUAAUAAGAAUGUAGAAUGUAUUAAUAAUUUAAAUUUAUGUUUUAAGAAAGACGAUGGGUUUUCUUUAGAUGGUAAAGAAUCAUGCAUAAAAAUAUCAAAUAAUAUCAUUAUGGAUAAAAUGGAAGAAAACAUGAUGAGCAAUUUUUUGAAUGAUAAAUUUCAAACGAUCGAUUUUUUAAAAGAUCAAUUUUUAAAAGAAGAGCGCAAUAAUGUUAUAACAUUUUUUUCUUAUUUUAUGACACUUAUAAGAAUUUGUUUUACUCACCCAUCAUAUAAGUAUUUACUUCCUAUUAUGAAUCCAAGAUUAAAUAAGAAAAAGGAAAUAUUAUAUAAUCGUUGUAUUCAUAUAUUAUUAGAUUUUUUAUUUAGCGAUCAAACAUAUUUGUGUAAUAAAGCAGAGGAGACGAUACGUUAUUUAAUACUGGAAAAUGAAUGUGACAAAGAUACAGGGAAAAGUGGACAUUCCAAAAUAGGAAGACCUAAAAAUUUGAAGCGGGAUGUAAUUGAAAAUAAUUUAUUUAACAUUUUUCAAAAGAGUGAUUCAUUGAAAUUUACAUUGAGAAAUUAUGAGAGUAAAAAAUGUUCAAUAAAUAAUUUAUUAAUAAAUAAAAAUGGUAAUAAAGCUAGUGAAAGACAUAAUAAAUUAACGAAUGUGAAUAAAAAUUCAAUAAAUAGAUUAAAAUUAAAUAAAGAUGAUUUUAAAUUAUAUUUGAAAUCAAUUUUAGGGAAUUUGUCGUAUGCUUUAAAACAUAAAUCCUUUAUUUUGAAGAAAAAUUUUAUCAUAGGUCUUAGUAAAAUAUAUUACUUAUUUCCACAUUUAUUUUCCCCUUUUUUAAUGGAAGGGUUUGUUAAAUAUCUUAUUCUAUUUAAAGAUAUUAGUGUAAAUAAUAAAGCAGCAUAUAAUAAUAUAGAUCAUGUUAUAUGUAUUUAUUCAGAAUUUUUUAAGACACUAAAUUUGUCUUAUGAAAAAUAUAAGGAGAUAAUGGAUAUAUUUUUAAAAACUUAUAAUAACUUUAAAAAAGGAAACAUAAAUUUUAUAAAUAAUAUAAUUGAAUUAGACGAGAAUAUGUUAGAGCAUACAAAAAAUAAAACGCUAUCUUGUAAAAAUAAUAUCUCACAGGCUAUAAAUAAUUUAAACACCAGAGAAAAUUCACGGGGUAAUGAAAUUAAUAAUACACAGUUAGAUAACAUUUCUAAUAAUAUAGAAGGAAAAGGAACUAAUAAUACAAAUAAUAAGAAGAAGAAAAAAACAAAUGGCAAUAAAAAAGAUGUAGAUAAUGAAGGAAAAAGGAAAACGAAAAAUAAAGGGAAUAACAAUAACAAUAAAUAUAAUGAAAAUGAUUCCAUAAAACACAAUUAUACUGAUCAAAACAUUUCUAUAAAUGAUAAUGAUAUUGAAUUAAAGAGGGCGUCAUUAUCGAGCCAAUUAAAUAUAAUUGAUGGAUUUGAUACAAAUAAUAUUAAAAACUGUAUUGGAAUAAACUAUUCUUAUAUGCAAAUUUUAUGUUAUUUAUGUUGUAAUAAUUAUGAAAACACAUUUAAAUAUUUUAUGGAAAAUAGACACAAUAAUAUAAUAUUUUCAUCCUUUAUAUCAUUAUUAAAUUUAAAGAUGCUAUCAGAAUUUCGAAAAUAUAUAUUUUUAAAAUUUAAUGUAUUUGGAAAUAUUCUUUUAAAAUAUUUUUCGAGUUUCAAUUCAAAUGAUAUAUUGAUUCAUAUAUUUAAUAUAUUUGUCUUAAAUAUAAAUACUUCAAAAUUGAAUAAAUUAGUUACAUAUGAUCAUGCAAAAAUGAAAUUAUUUGUCGAUAAUAAGUUUCAUGUAAAUUUAGAAAAAAAACAUGGAAAUGAAAAAAGGAAAAAUUAUUGCACCUUUUUAGAAUGUGUCAAGAAUAAUGCUACCAACAGUAAUAGUAAUAAUAAUAAUGAAGAAUGUAAAAAAAACAAUAAAAAAGGUUUAAAUGUGAAAAUGGAGAACAAUAAGGGAGAAGACCCAAAUAAGAAUAUGGAAGAAGAAAUGUUUAUUGAGUACGAUUUGAAUAGCAGCAAAGUAUUGAGCAAUUUAUUUAUUAUUAUAAACAUUGUUCAUGUUAUAUCAAAAUAUGAAGCUUCGUGCAUAUUUUUGAAUUUUUAUAAUCAAAGAAUUCGUAAUAAUGCGAUUAGCAUUAUUGAAAAUUUAUGCUUAUGUAUUAGUUAUAUUAUUAGUGAAUAUAUUUCAUUGAAGAACAACAAUUUUGUCUUAUUUUUAAACAAUUCUGAAUGUAGAAAAUGCAUUAAGAUAUUUAUAAUUUUUUUAAAAUUUUCAAAAUAUUUUCAUAAAUAUAUAGAAACAGAUUUUUGCAACCGAAAAAAACAUAAUGAAGAAAUGGAGAAUUGGUUUAAAGAAUUAGAACGGCGAAGUAAAUUGUAUAAAGGUGUUAACAACAGUAAAAGCAACAAUUGCAAUAAUAAUAUAAUGGAUAUAAUUGGGCAUAAUGAUUAUCUUUUUUAUUUGAGAACUAAUAUAUUUAUAGUACUAAUUUUUAUAGUAUCGAUGAGCAAAAAUAUAGAUUAUAGUUAUACAAUUGAAUUUAUUAAAAAAUAUGUAAAGAGGAAUUUAAAGUAUCGAGAAAAGAGAUAUUUAUUUUUUUCUAUUAUUCGUAUUUUAAAUCGUUUUAAAAUGAAGAUUUUAAAUAGAUUUUAUGAAAUUUCAUUAAGAUACAUAAUUAUUCCAUUAUUAAAGAAUUAUAUUAAAAAGCAAGAAAAUAAAAAAUACAUAACUUAUACAGAAAAUAGCCUGAAUUUGGAAAAUGAUGCAUUUUUAAUUGAUGAUAAAAUUUUUAUUAAUUUAUUGUCUAAAUCAUUUUUGAGAUCAGAUAUUAACUAUACUCAAGAUAUGAAUCGCAAAUCAAGUUUGAGUAACAAUAAGAAUUAUACUUCGACUUUUAGAAGCAUCAUUAAAAAUAACGACGAAUAUAAUAAAAAUAAUUUUAAUUUUUCAUCGCAAUGCUCAAUUUGUAAGAGAAUUACAGUAAGUAAUAAUAUUAGCUGCAAUGAUAUGCUUAUUAAUUGCGACAAUGGGGGAAGCAAAAUGUUUAUUAAUGUUACUGAAGAUGCCCAUGAGAAUACGAAUAGAAAUUGUCGACGAAAUGAAGGAGACAAAAAUGAAACGAUUAAUAAUGCUUAUGGAUAUUUACCACUUAAUGAUGAUAUGAAUAAUAUGGGAAGCACAAUAAGAAUGAACAAUAUGAUGAAUUCGAAUGUUUUGAAAAAUAAAAGAAAUGGAAAAUAUAUACAUCAUUUAGACGAUUAUGAAAGUAAUGAUAAAGGUCCUAAGAAUUAUUGUCUAUUUUAUACUUCAAUUCAUAGAGGAAAAUAUAAUAUGAUGCAAUACCCUUUUUAUAAGAAUGAUUUAUUUCUUAAUACGCGAGAAAUUUUUUACAUUUUAAUAUCGUUGCUAAAUUGUUCUAAUAGCAUUGAAGUAAUUGCUAAUAAAUUAAUUGUGUGUAAUGUAAUUAUAGAUAUUGUAAGAAGAUUAAGCUCAAAAAUGGGGAAAAAAAAAUUAUUUAUUUGCCUUAAAAAUUUUAAUAUAAUGUUUUUACAACAUCAUAAUGAAUAUAUAAAACAGUUAAGUAUAUAUAACAUAAUAAGUAUUUACAGGUAUGGAUUUAGAAACAGGGUAAAUGAUUUGAAAUAUAUAUUCGAGUUAUUAUUUAAAUAUAAAUAUGAAGAAGAUAAUUAUUUUCUAAGGAGAAAUUUCGAACAAUUGAUAAGUUUAUUUGGUUUAGUCCGUUUAGAAAAUAAUAAAGUUUCGAUGAAAAAUAUAAUUUGGCAUUAUUAUUCAAAGAAGCGUUGUUUUUACAUGAAAAAUUUUAAUCAGGAUAUUACUUAUAUCAUUGGUGACGAAAACAAUGAUAUUUCCUGGUGCUAUCAUAAUUUAAGAAAUAUAAAUUGUUUUUUCAAUUAUAAAAAUUAUAUUACGGAAUAUUUCAAGAAGGGUAAAAAUCCUUUCGAAAAAAUGCAUAUAAUAAUAACGGUUUUAAAGAACAAUUAUGUCUUUUUCAAUGAUUGCCCAUAUAUUAUAGCGUCUAUGCUAAAACAUCUUAAAAAAUUUGCAAAGCAUGCUAACUAUAAAAAAAAUGGUGAUUUGUUAAUAUUAUGUUUGAAGAGUAUAUCUACUUUUAUAAAAUUUAAUAUUUUUUGUAAUUGUGUUCAUGAUAUGUUUAAUUUGAAAAAUGGCCAAGUGGUUAUAAAAAAGUUUGAAGUUAUGUCAAAUUUGGGGGAAGUGGAUACGAAAAGAUACGAAAGUAGCUUAAAGGAGUGUACCUGCAAAUAUAUUGAUAAUGGUAAUUAUUUUGGAAAUUCAGAAGGAAUACAUAUAAAUUCAUUUAACAAUGACAAUAGAAAUUGUUCUGUCUAUUAUAAGGGCGAAAAUUUAAAAAAGACGAAAAUAUUUGAUGAAAUAAAACAUAUCAUGUAUAAUUAUUAUUAUCAAAAUAAAAAUGAUAGCAUGAGAAAUAUAUUUUUGAUCGGAAUUGUAAAUAUAAUUAAAAAAUACAAAUAUGUUUAUAUAAACUUAAAUAUAUUGAAUUUGAUAGCAAAUUUAAUAGUUUCUACUCUAUUACAAUGGCAGUACGACGUAUCUCUAAAUAAUAUAGUGAAAGAAAUCCUCAUUAUUUUUGACGAUAUAUUAAGAAUGAAAAACAAUACAAAGCUAAAAUAUUUAAAUAUGUAUAAAAAAUUGCUUUACUUUUUUUUCAUUAAGUGUGCUAAUAAGGAACUACUGACGCCGAGCACAUCACAAUGUUUCAAUAUGAGUAAUUUAACUAACGGAAACCAAAAUUAUAAUAGUAGUAUAUUAAAUGAUUUAGUUUUUAAUAUAAAUCUUUUUGAAUCAAAAUAUGAUAAGAAUGAAAUGAGAAAAAUGGAACUUGAAGCGAUUAUAAUGAAAGAGAUUGAAAAGGAUAAUAGCUAUCAAAAUGGUCAAUAUAAAAUUUCAGAUAGUAAUUUAUACACGCAUGGGAAGAAUGAAAAUAGUAAUUUGAGAAAAGACAAUUUUAAUAAAUUAACAUAUAAAGACAAAUUGUUACGUUUUAGUUUAAAUGACGAAAAUAAAAACAACGACAAAAAUGAUAAGCAUAUUGAUAAUGACAAUAAAAGAUAUAGUAAUAGUAGGCAUGCUGACGAUGCUGAAGAUACUAUGUGCUCAAUUAAAAAUUUAGAAAUGGGCAAUAACCCAGAAAAUGGGGCAUUAAACAAGGAAAUAUUUAUAAACAAAAAUAAAACUACUAUAGAAAAUGAGGUGUGUAAUGACAUUAGUAGUAUAAAUAAACUGAAUAAGUUUUACGAAAAGAUAAACAACGAAUAUAAUAAGAAAUAUAUAGUCGAAAUGAUCUAUAUGAUACUAAAAGUGGCAUUUAAAUAUGCGAGUAAAAAUAAUAUUUGCAAAAAAUUAAAUAUUUUUUGUUCUUUUUUUUUUCUUUUAAUUAACUGUAAUGACAUGAAUAUUGAAAAGAAUGUUAUUUUACUCAUUAAUCAUUUAAUAUUAAAACAUAAGUUAUUUUUACCAAAUUUGAGAAAUAUAUUAGAUAAGAAUUAUAUUCAGGAUAAAUGGGUAAAUAAAAGUUUUUUUUCAUAUUUAUUAUUUGAUAAUAACUUUGUAAAGGAACACAAUUAUGAAGAAAACAUAAAACUUUUGUAUGAAAUGCUUAUUAGCUUAUGUAUUAAAGGAAUGAAUGAAUAUAAAUGUAGAGAUAAUACAUUUUACAUGAAUAAAUGUUUACACAUUAAAAUAAAAUUAGAAACCUCGAUAUUGAUAUUCUGGUUUUUUAUACAAUUAUAUAAUAGUUUUUCAUCAGAGAAUAAUUAUAAAGAAUUAAUUAAGUUUUUAUUAACGGAAUAUUUUGGAAAUUUAAAAAAUAUUUCAAGUUACUGUUUUAGAAAAAAUAAAUUCCGAAUUUUAAAAGAACUAAUAUUUUUGAUGAAUAAUAAUUUGUAUUUAUUAGACAAAAAAAAAAUCCUCUAUUUUUUUAAAACCAUACUUAAACUCUUACAUAUGGAAAGAAAGCGCGACUCUAAUUUUGAUUUAUUUAUAUUAAAAGUUAUUCAACAAAAUGUUCUAAACAAGUCUACACAUUGGAAUAGCAACAUUAUUGGAAAAUAUUAUGAUAGUACUUUCGGUUAUUCGUCAGAUUUCUAUUUGGAUUAUUCCCAUUUCUUGAAAUUAUAUGAAGAAAAUUGUGAUGUAUACAAAAUAUGUAAUAAAAAAAUCGAAAUUAAAAAUAAAAUCGAAAAAUAUUUUAGCAAUAAGAAAGGAUGUAAAAUCAAUGUUAAUAAAUAUAUAAAGUAUAUAAAUAAUUUAAGGAAUAAGAAUGCUAAUUUUGUUGGUUAUUAUUAUAAUUUAGGAAGAUGGAAUGGCCAAUCUCUUUCAAAGAAUAGAAUAAUAUAUGAUAAAAUUUUUAAAUUGAAUUUUCGAAAAAAUUUAAUCCAUAAAAAAUUGAAUAAUAUGAAUAUUAGUGAUGAAAUAUGUAAUAUGCUACUAAAAAAAAAUGGAAAUAGUAAUAGUUCUACAUGCUAUAACGGUGAUGCUAAUAAUAGUUUGAGUAAUGCUUACUGUUUUGGAAGUAAAUUACAAAUAUUCAUUGAUAAGAAAAUGCAAAAAAUUGUAAAAGAUGAUAUAAAAAAGAGAAAUAUUUUUUCUAAAUUGUAUAUUGGAAAUGUAGUAGAAGACGCUUUAUUUAAUGAUAUACUUUUGUGCAGGAAAAAGAAGAAGCUUAAGGAGAUAUUUUGUAUGAAAAAUAAAAAUGAUUAUAAUAGUAAUGUGGGAGAAAAUGAAAAUUUAUCAAUUGAAGAAAUGGCACAUAUAAUUAGCAAAUUAAUUUUAUUCGAUUAUUCUGAGGAUUAUUAUAGUUACGUGAAAUAUUAUGAUAUAUUACUAUAUUUUAUUAGGUGUGUAAAAAGUCAAUAUUCUGAAAAGUAUGAUUUAAUAUAUUUAAAAAAUAAAAUUUUUUCUAAACUUUUACCUAAUAUUUUAAGGGGAACAUUUUCUUUUUUACCAAACGUCCAACAUGCAUGCAUCCAAAUUUUUCAGAAAAUAUUUUUGUCUAACGAUUUUUUUCAAACAAUAUGCAUAUUAUUUAAGGAUGACUAUUUUAAGUAUAUUAUAGACAAAUAUUUUAUAUCGCUUUUUGUGCGCAUAUUCUUUUCGUUUUUUAAGCAUAACAUUGAUAUGCAUUUAUGCUUGAAAAAUAAAACUCAAGGAUUAAUUCCACAUUUGUGUAGGCAUAGAUAUUGGAAAAAAGGGAAAGAAGUACAUGAUACAAAUUUAACAUUAUAUAAUAGAAAAUUAAAUAAGGGGAAAAGAAACAAUAUAAAUAAAAAUGAUAGAUCUAAAAUCGAAGAUUGUAAAAAAUUGAGAAAAAAAAAUUUUAAAAUAUACAAUUCAAAAUUUCAUGAUUGGAAAUGCUAUUUAAAAAAAUACUGCAAUGAGCAAGAAAAUUUUAUAGAUAAAUGCAAAUACAAAUUAAUUAAAUCUAAAUAUUUAUUUCAACCAAUUUUAUGUUUGGUAAAUAUUUUUAAGGAAUAUUGCAAAGGUAUAUGGAUAGAUAUAUUUUCUCAAUUGUUCAAUUAUUUAAACUAUGAACAGAUUAAUUGUUUAAAUUUUUGUGUUGUGCGUUUUUUGUAUAACUAUAUUAAUAUAUAUGAGAUGAAUGGAAAUAAUGAUAAUGUGAAAAGGUUUAUAUACGCAGAUGAAAAAACAUCGACAAGAAAUAGCAUUUAUCGGAAAAAUGUUUAUAAAAAUGAAUACAAUAUUAACGUUUUAGAAACGAUGUUAAUAUGCAUAUUUAAAGCUAAUAUUUGGCCAUAUGUUCCACCAGAACUUAUAUUUUAUUGCUCAAGCAAAUUUUGUGCAUUCGAAGUUUCGAAAUAUAUGUUACAAGCUUUACUAUUUUAUAAUUUGAAAAAAAUAAAAGAGGCUCAAUGCAGAAAUGAAACCAGUGAUGUUGUUACUACAACAGACCAAGUAAAUACAUAUAUGUCUAUUAAUAAAAAUAAUCAUACAUUAUGUAAUAAUGAUAUGAACAAAUUAUUAGACAAACAAGAGAAUGUAAUAAAUAUGUUAAAAGCAAAAAAAGUUAAUUCAUUUGAAAAAGUAAAUAGUAAUAAUAUAUGCUCAUUACAGCUUGUUAAAAAUAAUUACAAACAAACUCUUAAUUAUUUAAUCGAAAUAAGCAGACAAUUAAAUGACCGAGAUAGUGUUUAUGCAUUAUAUCAAUUAUAUAUUAAUAAUAAUGAAUUUUCAAAAUCGCUAUUUUACAAUCAUUAUAAUCUUUAUCAUAAAAAUGAAUCUAAUUAUAUGAAGAAUUUUAUGAAAUACGAAAAUUUAGAAUUAACUAAUGAAGAACUAAAUAUAAAUAAAAAAAAUUGGAUCGAAAAACUAAAUUAUUUUAACAAUGUAUCUACUAUUUCUGAGUAUAUGGAAUUAAUGAAUUUCAAAAAAGAGAAGGCGUCUAAUGACAUGAAGAAAUAUAUUAAAUUUGGUAAUUCAGAAUAUUGUUUAGAAACGGAAAAGGGUAAUGAUACAAUGCUUUUAAAUACAAAUUAUGAAAGUUUAAGAUGUGAAUAUUUAAAGCGAUUAAAUAAUGUAUAUUCAAUAAUAAGCGAUAAUUUGAUAAGUAUAAAUGAGGAUAAAGAUUACGAAAUGGCAAUUAAUGAUAUUAAUUUUUCAAAUGGAGAGAAUAACUUUUUGAAUGAAAAAAUGAGAAAUAAACAAAUUAUUGAUGAAAUUGAAUUAAAAAAAAAAAUAGAAUAUAGACAAAAUUUUGAAAAUGUUCAAACUAAUACUUUGAAAGAAAAAAUUGGAAAUUCGAAUAUGAUAAAAAAUAAUAAUGGCAAUAAAAGAAAACAUCGAAAAAACAGUUUAAGUAUGGGAAUACCAAAUAAAAAGGAGGAUACAAAAAUUCAAGCAACUACUCAUAAAUAUUUUAGAACUAAAAAGGAUAUUGAAGAAGUAGUAAUUGAUAAAAACAAUUUAAUAAAGAAAAAGAUGGACAAUUUUAACGGAAAUAUGAGCAUUCAUAAGAAUUGUAGUUAUUCAGUAAAAUAUGAUAAAAAUAGUAUCUGUAACCAUGUUGAGGGUGAAAAAAUAUAUAAAGAUAUUAAUAUUGAUAAUAAUAGGAGCAUAAACAAUUUAAAAUUACCUAAUGAGUUAAAUUGUAUGGAUAAAAAUGAUAAUAUAGAAGAUAUUUCAAAUAUGUAUCUAAAUAAAAUAGCUUAUAUGUUGAAAAAGAAAAAAGAAAUAAUUAUAGAAAAUACAUAUACUAAUAACAAUAAUUAUUGGGAUGAUGGAUUUUUAAAAAAUGGGAAUGAACAUUGUGAAAAUAAGUUGGACAUAAAAAAUGUUUUAAUAAAUAAUGACAAUGAUGAAAAUAAUAGUAAGGCCUUUAUUAUUAAGAAAUUUAAAUUUGAUUUAAAAAAAAAAGAUAUAAAAAUGGUGAAGGAUAAUAUAAAUAGUGGUAUUGAAUUAUUACUAAAUAAUGUGAGACAAUUAUUUAAUUAUAAAAGUGCUGAUUUGAAUACUUUAUUAUUGCAUGCACAAUUAUUUGAACAAACAGAAAUGAGCAUAAAAAUUAUUGGAGAGAAAUCUUUAAGAGCUAAACAAAAUAAAAGAAAAGAAAAUGAAUGUAACAUGUUAAGAUUUUUAACUCAACUUUACAGCUUGUGUGAUACUUGGAAUAAAGAUAAAUAUGUGUAUUACUAUGAUGAUAUACAAAAAAUAAAAUACAUUUACAAAUGGGAAUUUCUCUUUUUAAAAUUAUGUAAGGCGUUUAUAGAAGAGCAAAACUCUUCAUUAUAUAUUUCCAGUAAUAUAUAUAAAGAGCAAUUUUGUGGUGAAAACGAAAUUAACUCUCAUCGUAUUUUAAACUCAAUUGCAGAAAUGAGGAAAAUGAAUAAUAUGACAUAUGAUUAUUUUUAUAAAUUAUAUGAAAAUUUUGCACCCAAUUCUACUUCCACACCUACAAUCUUAACUUCUAAUAUCAAUUUUGCUAUGUGUACUAAUAAUAGUGCAUCUAAUAAUGAUAAUGUUUUCCAUAGAACUAGCAAUCAUUUGUAUAAUAUAGAAAUAAUAAAAUUGAAUUUAAAAAAAUUGCUUAAAAGUAGCAGUUCGAAUAAGCAUACACCAAAUAAUAAUAUUUUAGAAAAUUGCAUUUCAAUACGUGAAGAUUUUCAGUUAAAUAAUAACCAAAAAAUGUAUUCCAAUGGAAAUGAUAAGAAGGAAAUAAUUUGUCAUGGCAAACAUCUAUUAUAUAUAAAAAAUAUGGAAAAUGAAUGCUUUAAUACAUGUAUUAAUCUAAAAAAAAUCGGACGAAAUAAUUUUGUUCUUAAAGUUGUAAAGAAAAUAAAAUGUUAUAUAAGUUCAUUAAAUUUGAUAAACACAUUUGAUUUCAAUUCAUUGCCAAUGAUUGGAUAUGAAAAUUACAAAAGCCAGUUAUUUUUUAUGAAAGGAAAAAUUUUGUGCAAUUUAAAUAAGCUUAUCAUAUUUUUGCAUAAAAAUAAUUUCAUAGAAAAUAAUCGAAAGAUAACCUUUAACAACUGCAAAGACACAUCAAAAAGUAUAUUAAAAUAUGGAGAAACUGAGGGAAUUGCUUCCCCUGAUAUAUUUGAAGAACAUAUUUGCCAGACUAGUGCGAAUAAUAAUUUAAAUCUCGAAAUAAAUCGAAAUAUGUCUGUUUUAAUAAAUGACAUUAAUAAAAAGGCAUCAAUUGGGAAUCCAAGAAAAAGGAAAACAACGAAAAACAACACAAAUAAUUCAUCCAUUAAAAAGAAUGAAAAUGGUGAAAAAGAGGAUGUAGAAAUAAACAAAAUAGAAGCAUGUAACAAAAAUAUGGAUUUUGAUGAUAAAAAAAAAAGUAAAAAUAGAACAAGAAAUAAAGAAGCAAAUAAUAGCAACAAUAAUAUUAUUAUGGAUAAUACCAUGAUAUUUUAUGAAAGUAAAUAUAAUAAUAAUGGCUAUUCUAAAUGUAAUAAUAAAAAAAAUAAUAUGUUUGAUACAAAUUUAAUUGAAGAUUGCUUUCUUACGUCUUUGAAAGUUAAUUCAAUAAGUAAUGAAUCGUGGAUUGUCUGGGCAGAUUAUUGUAAUAAAAUGUUUAAGGAAUAUAAAAAUAUAUCAUUUGGAAUUAGCUCAGUAAUAUCGUAUUUAAUAUAUUCUAGUUUAAAUACAAAUAAAGGUUUUUAUUAUUUAAGUAAUGUAUUUUAUUUGUUAAAUUAUGAUGAUAAUGAAAAUUCGAUGAUGAAAAUUUUUAAUAAAUAUAACAAUAACAUUUCUUCACAUGUAUGGCUAUUUUAUCUCCCCUUUUUACUAAACAAUGUGAAUAUUGAUAGUAGUAACUAUUUAUAUUUUCACAAAAUAUUUUAUCUCUUGAUUCGCGAAUUUCCUCAAGAUAUAUUUUAUAGCCUUAGAGCGUUUUAUAUCGAUAGAAAAAAAUCAUCAGAUUAUAUUAAGAGUGGGUAUGCUGAUAAUGGCGUUUCUACGAAUCUCUGGAAUCAGAAUGAAAAAUCGAAUGAAAAAAAAACUGUGGAUAAUCUUCAAAGGAAUGAUAUUAGUGAUACUAAUUUAGUAAGUAAAAAUAAUAGAAUAAAAGCUGAAAAUAUGGAUAUAAUUAGUAAUAAAGGAAACUUAGACAUGGAGAAUAAGUUGAGUUCCAGGAACCAUGACAUGAAUAUUAUGCAAAUAAACAAGAACAAUUUGGUUAGAGAAGAAAAUGUAAAUUUCACAAAGAGCAAUGAAAAGAAUAACGUGAUUGGAGUAAAUUUUGUGAAAAAAGAAAACUCGCACCAUGAUGAAAAUAAAAGUUGUAAUGAAUAUGAUAGCAUAAAUGUGAAUAAUUGCGAUGAUGUUGUAAAUCCUAUGGAUGUUCAAAAAGUAAAAAUUCGAAAGAAGAAUGCUAAAAUUAAUAAAAUUAAAUCCAUGCCCUUGGAAAUUGAAAAAAUAGAAAAUAAUGUAAAGAAAAAAAAUGAGAAAAAUAUUAGUAAUUUACUAAAUAAUUCAUAUAAUGCUAAUGAAAAAGACACAAAAUAUUCUAGAGUUUUUAAAGAUGGACUAGAACAAAUAAUGUAUGUAUUUAAGAACAUGCAAUCAGAUGUAUAUUUAUCUUUGGAUUAUAUGUGCAAUGAGAUAUUAAAAUAUACAAAAUUUCAAGCACAUGAAAAAUUACAUUAUUUAGUAAAUAAGAUGUUGAAUCAAUGUAUAAAUUUUUCAUUUUCGAAAAUUCAUAUAUCUAAAUUCAUUCAGAAUUUUACAGAAAACAAUAUUAUAUAUAAAAUAUAUAAAUCUAAAUUAAAAUCAAAUCGUACAUAUAGUAAAAAAUAUAGUAAUAUUAUUAGAAUUAUGAAACAGUUUUGGAAAGAAUAUAAAAAGGACAUGAAGUAUUUAAAGGAAAAGGGACGAUUAAAAAAUUUAAUUGAAGCAAAAAAUGAUAAAGCAAUAAAUUCAAAUAUUAUAAAUGAAUGUGAAAAACCCGAGAAUGAAUGUGGUGAUAUUAAAAGUAAUAUCAAAAAAAUGGAUGAUUACUUUCUAUUAUUUGAAUUUACGAAAAUUGUAAAAAAAUGGAAAGAUAUACUUUUUGUUAUUAUUUACUCUUUAAAAGAAAGUCCCAAACUUCCAUAUUUUUCACACUCCUUUUGUGACAUGUUUUCCAAAUUUCCAAUAAAAAUUGAAAUGCCAGGGUUACGAUUAAAAUACAUUGGAGAAUAUUUAAAUUAUAAUUAUAACUUUAAUACAUAUACCCCAUCGUACAUUAUUAAAUUAACUUUGCCUACGUUUUUUACAAUUCGAAAUAAUUUAUGUUUGAAUAAAAUAAAUUUUUUAACAAAUGAUGGAAAUGCAUACCAUUAUACUAUAUAUCCAUGUAAUUUUAUUCAAUCUAAAUCAGAAUAUAAAUACACAUUGUUUCAAAUUUUGUUAAAUAAUAUAAUGUAUAAAUUUCUAGAAACACAAAAAAGAGGUUUAUCUCUAAGAGUGAACAUUAACACAAUGUUGCAUCCUUUUUAUAAAUUAGUGGAAGAUACUAUGGAAUAUAUAACGUUGAAAGAGCUUUAUAAUGACUAUGUGCUAAUGAAUAAAAAUGAAAAAUAUUUGAUAGAUAAUGUGGUGUUAUAUCAUAGAAAGUUGAUUAAAGAUUCUAUAUCAAAAUUUGUGAAAGACAAAAUUAAAUUUAUUAAAAGUACAAAGGAAAACGAAACUAAAGUGGAGAUAAAUAUUAAAUCUGGCGAAUCUAAUAAUAAGAACAAUGUGAUAUUAGAAGAUGGUUUGACAAAAGAUGCAAACAUAGAAGGCAGUAUUUCGAAAGAACAAUUUGGCGACUAUAAUAAUAAUGAAAUAGUAGAGGAAAUCGGUAUGAGAAGGAUUGACAAUGCAUGUGAGAAAAAUGCUUUAAAUACUUCGAUAAAUUUAUCAAUUGAUUAUAACUCAAUGGUAUUUGAAAAAUUAAUACAUAUUUUAAACGAAAAUGAAUGGUUUCGUAAAUUUAUUAAAAAUGCUGAGAAGAGAAGCUUAAAAAUACAUUAUAAAGAUAUUUCUAAAAUUGUACCAAAAAGUAUAAUGAAAGAUUACUUUUAUUCUCUUCAUAACAAUUUAGAAAGCUAUUAUAUAUUAAAUGAUAAUUUUGUUAAAAAUUAUUCCAUUUUGUGCAUGUUAAAUUAUGUAUUCCUACAAUCUGACAUUUCAUUAGAUAAUAUUUUGAUCUCAAAAUAUUCAGGAAGUACAAUGUAUUUAUAUGGAUUUCCUAGUUACAUGAAAUCGGGAAAAUACAAAGCUAAGAAAAGAAAAAAGGUUCAUGAUAUAAUCCCAUUUCGAUUAACCGCAAACAUUCAAGAGUUCAUAGGUUUCCAAGGAUUAAAAGGAUCGUUCCCAUUAAAUUUCUAUGCAUCAAUUAUGGCAAUUAAAAAAAAUUGGAAUUAUAUUGAAAGUUUCUUAAAGCAAACAAUUUAUGAUGAUUUUUGUUCUUUAUAUAUGAAUAAAAAAAAACACAUGACGAGACGGAGUGAUACAAUAAUAAGCACAUGUAUGAAUAUGUUUAAAAUAGAUAAGUUAGAAAAAAAUAAAAUAUUAACUAACUCAGAAAAUUGUGCCAAUGAUAUGUUUUAUCGAAUGUUAUUUUUAUAUAAUAAUAAACUAGAAAAAAUGAAUAACAAAAGUUGUUCUAAAAAAGAUGUUAUACAUAGAAAACAAGUUAUGGAAAAUUUAUAUGAACAUUAUUCAGAUGUACACGAUGUGUCUCUAUCUGAAUUAUCAUCCGAUGAAAAUAUGGAAAAUACGAAAUUGAGAAAAGGGAAAAACAGAAAAAAUUAUGAAAAAGACAUUCAAAAUAAGAAAGAAAAUGCAAAGGUAUCAGUAAAUAAAGAAGAUAAUCAAGAUGAAAAGUACAUAUGUGACAAUAAUAAUAUAGAGCCUGAGGUGAAAUUUAAAAAAAGGAAAAUACAUGUCGCUAAAAAUAAUGAAAAUAAAGACGAUGAAUAUGAUGUCCAAAAAGAAAUUGAUAAGCCUAAUAAUGGUAGAAAAAAAAAACGAAAAAAUAAAAACGAAGCUACUAUUGAUAGCGUACAAGAAAACCUGAAAGAAAGCACAACUGGAGAAUUGGUAAAUGAAAGUGCUAGAGAAAAUGUUAAUGUAAAUACAAAUAAUGAUAAGGAAGAAAAUCAUAAUAAUAAAACGAAGAAAAAUAAUGAAAAAAAUCCACAAAAAAGAAAUACUAACAUUCGAAUUAAAGGAAAUAAUGUAAAGUCAGGCGAAAAAGGAAAAUCUUCAAGAUUAAUAAAUAAAAUAAAUGCUAAAGGUAUAAAUGAAGAAAAUAUAUUAAGUGAAAACAAAGAAAAAAUAAAAAACAUAAGCCAAUACAACAAAUCUAUAGUAGAUCUAAUAGAGUUGUCAAUGGACAGAAAAUAUUUACGACAAACAAAAAGUACGUGGUUUCCUUGGUUUUGA